GAGAGAGCCGAAAAAGAUUUGUCGGAACCAUUUGGCCCAGUGACGAAUGUAACCAAGUUUUCAGUAGAAUCAACGACAAAGGAUCUAUUGAUGUGCUUCAGUGAUCGUUACAUAGAGAAGCAGAAAACAAUCCCGAUUGGGAAUCUACUGACGGAGGAGAGCAGUGUCCUGAGCUUCGAGCUCGAGUUCUCGCCGUCCGAGGAUGGAAAGAAGACUUUCAAUCUCUCAAUCCAGCAAGGGACAUCGACACUCGUAGAACAGAGCCUCACUACUUCAAUUGAAGCGGAACCAGAUUAUGGUGUUCACCUCACUGACGCGCAAGGGCGACAUUUUGCUUCAGACAAGCUGCUUGAGACCUUGACCAACGUCCUGUUCAUACCUACGGACGUCCAGGGUCUGGGCGUUCAGCUCGGCUUCACGCAUACAGACGUAGAGAAGUACCUCAACAGACCAGAUUUGACCUUCAACAGUGUCUCCAGGUCAGGCUUCGACGAGAUGCUCCGUGACUGGAGACGUAGGGUUAGGCCGGGGGACCAGGUGGACAGACUACACACUGCCAUGAAGGAUGCCGGGUUGGGAUAUGCAGCCGACAUUUUACCGCAUGGACGUAAGUAUCACAUCGGAGACUGA
This is a messenger RNA of Strongylocentrotus purpuratus (purple sea urchin), 630 nucleotides long. RefSeq lists its product as uncharacterized. Gene Ontology annotation, biological process: signal transduction. NCBI's taxonomy places the organism in Eukaryota, Metazoa, Echinodermata, Echinoidea, Camarodonta, Strongylocentrotidae. The record is from RefSeq and is a predicted model, not a curated record. Gene Ontology annotation, molecular function: protein binding. The coding region runs from base 91 to 630 and encodes 179 amino acids. The transcript has 4 exons.